Molecule: messenger RNA, 918 nt
Organism: Ascochyta rabiei
Lineage: Eukaryota; Fungi; Ascomycota; Dothideomycetes; Pleosporales; Didymellaceae
Exons: 3
Coding region: 1-918 (305 amino acids)
Biological process (GO): mitochondrion organization
Cellular component (GO): SAM complex
Source: RefSeq, a predicted model, not a curated record
AUGACGUCCCAAGACGUUAACGAUAGCGGAGCCAGGCCAAAGCGAAGGUCGCAAGAGCCUGCAUCGCGCCGUAUCUUCGACGUACCCACGCCCAUCAAACAGCUGUUCGACAAAUUCCCACUGCUCACAUACCCGGUAAACCAUCUUCCACAACGCGCGCCGCAGCAUCGCAAUGCACCUGUUCUGCACAUCUUCACCACUGCAGCAGGUGCAUCAAGAGGUGCGCCGUCGUAUAAUCCAGCAUGCUUGAAGUGGCAGGCAUACCUCAAGUUUUCCGGUAUUGAUUUUCGCGUCGCCUCCUCAAGCAACCAUGCCUCGCCAAGCGGCGCUCUCCCGUUCCUUGUUCCUGCGCAGCCCGACACACUCAAGCCUGUGCAGCCAGUACCGUCAGGCAGGCUUCAGCGAUGGACCAUGAACAACAGUGAGGCCGCAAUCGAAGAGUCUGGGGAUCUGCGAUAUGAAGCAUACUUGUCACUCCUCGAUCACCGGAUACGAAGGGCAUGGCUCUACAGCAUAUAUCUCUCACACAACUUCACCUCCAUCGCCGAGCCACUCUACAUCCUCCCUACCUCUAGCAAUCCCUUCGUUCGUCUCACCAUCGCCCGUGAGCUACGUCUUGCCGCCGAAAAGGAGUUGCUCAAGCAUCUGGCGGUCAUAAGCGCCGAAACGCUCUACAAUCAAGCAGAAGAGGCCUUCACAGCGCUCGAGUCGUUACUAGGGGACGACGAAUGGUUCUUUGGCGCCGAGAGACCUAGUCUGUUCGACGCCAGUGUUUUUGCCUACACGCACCUGCUACUGGACCACGGGCUCGGCAAGGGCUGGCUAGACACGCGCCUGCGCGACACGCUAACAUCGCGGCAACGCCUGGUUGCGCACCGUAACAAGAUUCUGGAGAAGUACUUCCCAGACGAACUCUAG